GCUGCCCUGGCAGUGGGUUGACUCGCAACCUGCACACAACAGUCAUCCUUCGCAUUGGGAUCGCACGGGUCAUCGCUGGCUGGUGACUACUUGACAUGCUAGUCUGCUACAGGCUUGGUACAACUUGACGAGCCUUCCUCACUAUGUUCUCCACGCUGGAGGCAGACAUCCGGCCGGGCUUGGGUUUGGGCCUGUUCGAGGUGGGGUCGUCAUUAUGGAACGUGCUUGAUAUGCUACGCCGCGUACAGCACGCCUUUCCUCUCGUCGAUGUCAAGUUCGACCCUGAUUCAUCCACUACCCCUGUCAUUCUGCACAUCCGACCACAUCUGGACCUGCUAUUCUCCGGUCAUCACCAACGCUUACACACUAUCUGCCUCAGAAAGUUGCGGGAUCCGAAUCCUCCUGUGACACUCAAGUUUAAGGAGACCAUCCUCUCCUCCGCGGAUGAGGUCUUCAGGCGAGUCGGCGUAAGCCGCACAUUCGGUCCUACAUAUCCCGGAGACGACUUGCGUUACCCCGGUGUUCUAUUCAGCUUUGAGGAAGACAGCCGGGACGAAGGCCUGAAGGGAACUGCAACGCAUACAGAUGAUAAGUUGCAGGAGGUGAAGCGGGUCGUUACCACACAGAAGAGCGCCAACGACGAAGUCAAAGAUGCUCUUGACGAAGUGGUCGAGUGCCCUUCGAUGUCCGGUGAGAUUAGAAAGGCUGUGCUGAAGGUCCAUGAAGGCGUAGACCUCUACUUCUACCCAUCAGCUACGGAGCCUGUCCGUGUACGCCUGGGCGUGACCUCCGCCCAAGGCUUGACGUGCGACCUUGGUGCGCCACUGCGAGUCCAUUACAUUGAAGAAGACGACAGGAUGACCAUCCACGCGAGACUUUCUGCUGAAGACGAAGACGCGGACACAGAUUAUUUCUAUAACUAUCUUCAACAUGGAGUUGACCUCCUUGUUGAUGGGACUACCCAUAUUGUGAAGAAGAUUGUUGUCCACACCAACGUGCCGGGAUCGCCUUUGUUCCAAAGAUACAAACGGUGUCCCUGGGAGAUUGAAGGUAGGCCAUAAGACGACGAAGACGAGACACAUCCCCGUGUCGGAUUCUACGACACAGGUGAUACGAUCAGUCAUUUCCUGAGUCCCAAAGCACAACCACCCACCAUGCUUCUCGACCGCACUGACGAAGACGAUGCACUGACACUCCCUAGCUCGAAGACCCGUCUGCUGGGGUUCGACGGGAUCAUUCUCGAGGCCACGGAGUCGACGCAAGUGGUGUCUGUGAUGCUAUUCUGACGACCCAGCCAGCGUUUCCU
Messenger RNA from Rhodofomes roseus, 1306 nucleotides. RefSeq names its product UPF0183-domain-containing protein. Gene Ontology annotation, biological process: Golgi to plasma membrane protein transport. The record is from RefSeq and is a predicted model, not a curated record. The transcript is spliced from 8 exons. The coding region runs from base 144 to 1061 and encodes 305 amino acids. Gene Ontology annotation, cellular component: trans-Golgi network. Lineage: Eukaryota; Fungi; Basidiomycota; Agaricomycetes; Polyporales; Fomitopsidaceae.